AAGUGGUUAGGGAUCUCAUGCGUGAACAGAAACAUGACGUUUGUGUGACAAUCAACUCUGACUAGCUGUUACUUUCCUAACAGAUUUUAUGGGAUUUAUCAAGUAAACUAGGAAUAUAGAGGCAUAUAUGUUUUAGGAUUACUGUGUAAAAAUUUGGUAGACCAGAGAAUUUUAGCACAAUCACAAUGGCCGAGCCCUCGGUCAGGCCUAAGACUAUCAUAGCCAAUCCCCAGGUGAUUCGGGAGACCUCCAGUGAGGCCCACAACAAACGCAAAGAUGGAAGGAAAAGCAAAGCAGCAUUAGAAGACAAAGGUACAGUCCUUGUAAGGCAACCAUUGCCAAAAUACAGCUUCCAAACACAGACUCGAAAGCCCAGUGUAGAGACCAAAUAUACCCAACCUGUGGCAAAUGUGGAACCCUACCCUAGGGGGAGCUCUUCAGAAAAUGGAGGUAAAAUUGUGUCCAAAGUCAGCCCCCUUAAAGCAGGGGACACAGAGACUGGUAGACAGAGUGUCGGAGUGAAGGAGGCUGCUGCUGUGAGGAUGACACCAGAGUUAGUACAGACCGACAGCAAAGACAGCACGGGGAUUACCAGUGGAGGGUCGGAGUCCGAGGAGAUCAGGAGACUGAGGGAGGAGAACGCGGCCCUGAAGAACCAGCUGGACACGCAGAUAACCAGCCUCACCAAGCAGCUGGAUGUACAACACCAGGUAAACACUGAGUUGAAGAAACUGUUGGUGGCAUCAGUUGGUGAUGACCUACAUUUUACAAUGGAACACCUCGUGAGAGACAAAGCUCAGCUGUCUAAGGAGCUGGGCCACUUUUCCAAGAAACAUUCAGAAGACUACGAACAUUUGGACAAGAUCUCCAUUCAGGCUGACAUGUGGCGCAGCAAGUUCCUGGCAAGUCGACUGAUGAUUGACGAACUGGCCGCGGAUAAAGCUUACCUAGCCAUGAACUGUCAGGAAUCCCAUAAUGCACUGCAGCAGAUGUUGAACGAGAGACAUGAACUCAGGAGAAACCUGUUUGAGACCUACAAGUCUUUAGAACAAAUUAGAUCUGCCUUUGACCCGUUGACCUCUCAGAGAACCACCAAGCCGCCCUCCACCAAUGCCCUUGACCUUGCCCGUAUGAACCAGCGACUGACCGAGAACAUUCGGUACCGCCUCCUCCCCCACGACAACGUGAUCCAGAUAGAGGCUGGACCGGCCUGGGAAGACAAUCUGACUCUAGCCGAAUCUUACGCCCACCAGCUUUUGUCUCGAGAAACAGAGAAGGAAACCAAUCAAAUGACCUUGACCUCAGCCAUGGCCAACCGUUACCAUCCCUAUGCCAACUUUGACAAUCUGACUUUCAACUGUUGUGAGAAGUGUAAAGGGGAGCUAACUGCUGUCUGACUCUAGAUUGGAGGGCUGGAGCAUUCAACAAUGUGAUCUGAAAUUUCUUGGACUUGAUUUUUAUGAUAUUCAUCGUUACAACAUGUUUGAAUGUAAACAUAUCAUUGGUGUGUUGCUAUUUACUGCAUUUUAUAAAAUGUAAAGUUCAUUUUUAAAAUGAUAUUUAUUUCUAAUUGUUCAUGUAGCAUUCUGAUAAGUUCAUUUUUAUUUUUCUUAAGAAACUGAUAUAGUAUCACCAGUUGUGUCAAACAAACACAUAAAAUCUAUUUGUUGUGUAUUUUAACAUAAUUCACUAGGCAUGAUAUUUGUUGAAUAGGGUUCUGGUAACAAUUUAGUUGGUACAAGGUAGACAUCCGUUUAUUUGUUUAUCUGUGAUGUUUUUUUCUAUGUAAGGACAAUACUACAUGGGCCAAAGUUUUAAGCCCUGUACAUUAUUUCAACUUCCAAGCAUUAAAUUAAUGUUUAACCAGAAAACAGCAAUGGAGAAAUUAGUGUAUAAAGAUGAUAAACCUGCACUUGAUAAAUAUACAUAGUGAAUGGAAGUUAUAAUUUAUUGUACAAUAUUUAGGGAGUCUAUAAUGAUUAGACAUUUUCUUUUAAAACCCCCUCUUUAAAUAAUGUUGUUUUGUUGUGCAGGUGAUUUUAACCUGGGGCUUUCAUAAAAAGGAAACCCUUGUGAAUGGUGCAGCGAGUUAUUUUUGCUGGUUGCUAUAUUUUGACUAUUUUGGCAUUGAAAACUGAUUUGGCAAUAUUGAAGUCCCUAAACUUAUAACUUAUUUACUUUUAUGUGUUUAACUCUUGGAAUUGUUAAAUUGCACAGACUUUUAAAUAACCUGCUAUACACCUAUGUGAUAUUGUUUGUAAAAUAUUGGUGAAGCAUAAGCAUUCAGUAUUUUGAUAUUGUUUAUUACAUGUAAAUCAAUCAAACGUAUCAAGACAAUUGUAAAGGAGAAGAUCUGGUACGAUGUGAAGUCUUAUUCCAUUGCAUGUACAGCUGUACCAGUGUUUCUUAAUCAUUCAGUGUAUGUGUGGUUGGUGCCAUUGAUUUUAUGUUGUUUAAGCCACGAAAGUUUUUCAGCUUUAUUUUAUUGUUUUAGAUGGUGCAAUAUGAAUAUGAAAGCAUUUUGUCACAUUUUAAAUAGAUUGAAAAGAAAUAAAUAUAUAUGUGUACUAA
Messenger RNA from Magallana angulata, 2571 nucleotides. RefSeq names its product golgin-45-like. The transcript is spliced from 7 exons. The record is from RefSeq and is a predicted model, not a curated record. The coding region runs from base 186 to 1397 and encodes 403 amino acids. Lineage: Eukaryota; Metazoa; Mollusca; Bivalvia; Ostreida; Ostreidae. Gene Ontology annotation, cellular component: Golgi membrane. Gene Ontology annotation, biological process: Golgi organization; Golgi to plasma membrane protein transport.